This is a messenger RNA of Penaeus monodon (black tiger shrimp), 1208 nucleotides long. RefSeq names its product phosphatidylinositol N-acetylglucosaminyltransferase subunit A-like (gene PIG-A). Gene Ontology annotation, biological process: GPI anchor biosynthetic process. The record is from RefSeq and is a predicted model, not a curated record. NCBI's taxonomy places the organism in Eukaryota, Metazoa, Arthropoda, Malacostraca, Decapoda, Penaeidae. Gene Ontology annotation, molecular function: phosphatidylinositol N-acetylglucosaminyltransferase activity. Gene Ontology annotation, cellular component: glycosylphosphatidylinositol-N-acetylglucosaminyltransferase (GPI-GnT) complex.
CCUCCCUCGCCUCCUCCUAAAAAUCUCCCUUACAGUAUCUAUGAGCAUGAAUUCCAUAUAUUUCUACAGAAUUUGUGUAUGUAUAUUGACAUAAACUGAAAUGGAGACAAAAGAGAAGAAACAGCGACAUGUAAUAUGCAUGGUAUCAGACUUUUUCUACCCUAAUGUGGGUGGUGUAGAGGAACAUAUUUUCCAGUUGUCACAGUGUCUUCUUGGACGUGGCCAUAAGGUCAUUGUCCUUACCCAUGUGUAUGGCAACCGGAGGGGAGUCAGACACAUGACUAAUGGUCUCAAGGUGUACUACUUACCCAUUCAGCCAUUCUACAGUCAGUCAGUGCUUCCAACCUUCAUCACAAGCAUUCCACUUUUACGAAAUAUAUUUGUGCGCGAGAGGGUUACUAUUGUUCAUGGACAUUCAGCCUUUUCAACAAUGGCACAUGAAGCCAUGAAUUUAGCAAGAGCAAUGGGACUGAAGAGUGUGUUUACAGAUCAUUCACUCUUUGGUUUUGCUGACAUGUCUGCAAUAGUGACAAAUAACUUCCUGGCCAUAUCUUUAGCCGAUGUUAAUCACUGCAUAUGCGUUUCAUAUGUUGGGAAAGAGAAUACAGUCUUGCGAGCUAAUGUGGACCAAGAAAAGGUUUCGGUCAUUCCCAAUGCCCUCGACACUCAGGUUUUCAUGCCAGAUCCAGACCAAAGACCCAAAGAUAAAAUUAAUGUGAUUGUGAUGAGUCGUCUUCAGUACAGAAAAGGAGUGGAUCUCCAGCCAGAAAUAAUAAGACGCAUAUGUUCCCAGUAUCCGCAGGUGAACUUUAUCAUCGGUGGGGAUGGACCCAAGCGAAGUAUACUGGAGGAGGUGCGAGACGAAGUUGGUAGUGAUCGUCUGGAACUGCUUGGCGCUGUACCCCAUGCCAACGUCCAUGGAGUCCUAGUAAACGGGCACAUAUUUCUGAACACUUCCUUGACCGAGGCCUUUUGCAUAGCCAUCUGUGAGGCUGUGUGCUCAGGUUUGCAGGUAGUGAGCACGAAUGUCGGGGGCAUUCCCGAAGUUCUCCCAUCCCACCUCAUUCUCCUUGCUCACCCUAAUGUGGACAGUUUAACUCAGAUUUUAGAUGUAGCCAUUCAAAGAGAAAUAACCGGGAGAAGAAUUGACCCCUGGGCAAUGCACAGAGAAAUGCGCAACUUGUACACAUGGCCAGACGUAGCAAGAC